Messenger RNA from Klebsormidium nitens, 1220 nucleotides. The record is from the annotation of a GenBank genome assembly. NCBI's taxonomy places the organism in Eukaryota, Viridiplantae, Streptophyta, Klebsormidiophyceae, Klebsormidiales, Klebsormidiaceae.
GAGAGAUGUCCUACGAUCUGUUUGUUCUGGACAAUCGACCCUUGCUCGGGACCUAUCACAUUAGCAAGGACGUUUGCAAGGCGAAAGACAAAUGUGCAAUCCACCAAGCGCUCUGCUUGAGAUCUAAACCAAAGCUGAGCAGGCGGUCAGCUUGUGGUAUCAACGGCCGUCCCCCCCAAGAUCUGGCCAAUGCCCCCAGCAUACUCAUUCAUCGCACAGGAUUUCUUCCAGCUAAGGGCGUCAAGUUCAGCAGGAAGCGGGGUUCACCACUUUCAUACUCUGCACUUCCAUCAGCGACAAGCCUGCCUGUGUUGAAUAACCACCCAAAUCAAUCACUCCUGGUGAUGCUUGUCAUGAUGGCUGAAGUUGUCGCACUGAGCCUUGUGCUCCUCCCUGCUUCGGUGCUGUUCAUUGGGGUCUUCUUCCAGCCCCGUCUCAUCAUGCAACUGACACAGCGACUUUUCCCCUCUGUCCUGUUCCUUUGGCCCACGAAGUCAAAGGUGGUGGCCCUGACGAUUGACGAUUCUCCACACGAUGCCGUCACACCAGAGGUACUGGACGUUCUUCAGGAACACGACUGCAAGGCCACGUUCUUCAUUAUUGGAAGUUACUUGGACAAGUGGCCGCAUCUAGUUGACCAAAUGCACAAAGAGGGUCAUGAGCUCGGCAACCACACGAUGGAAGACACGGCGAGCUGGAAGUUGAGCAAGGACGAAUUGGAGCGGCAGCUGCUAGAAACGGACUCCCGGUUGCAGCCUUACUGGGGCGCGAACAGUAUCAAGUGGUUCCGGCCGGGCCACGGCUGGUUCACGCAAAGCAUGAUGACAACCCUGCGCAAGCACGGGUACCGCGUCGCGCUGGGGUCGCUCUUCCCACAUGACCCCUUCUUCGUAGACCAAGGGCCGCUCAUUGCGAAGUACCUUUUAGCCCGGGUGUACCCGGGCGCUGUCAUUAUUCUCCAUGAUGGAAAGCCAAGCCGUCGACAGCUGAUAGACGCUUUGAAGAUUUUGCUACCCGAACUCAAACGCCGUGGCUAUAAAGUAGUGACUCUUUCGAGCUUAGUCGGAGAGAAGCCUAAGGCAGGCAGUGCUUCCAAUGCUGGUCGUCCUUCCAAAAUCCAAUGAUGGAGCGGACCUCAUGGACCAGUCGGUCUUUGCGUCCGGAUGCAGCGGCCGCUAAAAGGCGGAACAUUAGCAAGCUCAUCUUGGCCGCAAGUCUUU